CUUGUCGUUACCAAGGCGAGACUGGAGUCAAGUAUAAAGGGAAUAACAUGGUGUCCCAGCGGCUGUUUAUGUUUACUUAAAGAAGACAUUUGGACGGAAGCUGUGCGGGACACUGCGGACUCUUCUUCGCUCUUUGCACUUUAACUUUUUUGUAUGUUCAGAUUUACACGGCCCGUGGCAUGUAGAUCUCAUAUUUCACUAAUGUGCCAGUCUUACAAAUGGAAAGGGGGCUUCACUUUGGAAACGUGAGCAUUUCCCUGGUGCUCCUCUUGUUGCUCAAAGCGCUCAUCGGAUUCGGGACUUCGCACUCGCAGGGCUCCGCCGUCGGGAGGGAGCCGCAGUCCGCCGCGCGGGGCUCCAGCUCGGAGGAACAUGGUGCCGGAGUCAUGGAGCGGGCCAGGGGCAACGUCGGCGCCCCGGUCAUCGUAGCAGACGUCACCGUGGAGGACGACGACAACGGGUCGGCGGGGGAGGGCGACGAGGCGCACGGAGAAAGUGGCGGAAACGUCCAACCGACGAGGUCUCUUGUGAUCAUCAGCACCCUGGAUGGGCGGAUCUCUGCACUGGAUCCUCACAACCAGGGCAGGAAGCAGUGGGACCUGGAUGUCGGCUCAGGGUGCCUGGUGUCGUCCAGCCUCAGCAAACCUGAGGUGUUUGGCAAUAAGAUGGUCAUCCCUUCACUGGAUGGUGCCUUGUUCCAAUGGAACCGGGACAGGGAGAGUAUGGAGGCAGUGCCUUUCAGCGUGGAGUCCCUGCUGGAUUCGUCUUACCGGAUCGGGGAGGACACCGUCCUGGUCGGGGGCAAAUCUCUCACUACCUACGGCCUGGGUGCCUACAGCGGCAAGCUUCGGUACAUCUGCUCUGCGGUGGGCUGCAGUCGCUGGGGGGAAGAGGAGCUGGAGGCCGAAGACGUGCUCCUGCUGCAGAGGACUCAGAAGACCGUGCGAGCCAUCAGGCCUCGAUCAGGGAUGGAGAAGUGGAACUUCAGCGUCGGCACCUUUGAGCUGAAGCUCAUUCCAGAGACACAGUCUGGGAUCAACUUCCUGGAGGGAGAAUUUGCUGGUGGUGAGCCCUGGAGGGAGAGUCAGCGGGUCAUCGUUGAUGAACCCAAAGAUCGAGAGCACACAGAGAACAAUCAGAACCAGAACCUGGACCUCGUCAUCAAAGUGUCUGUCCCUGACUGGAAGGUCAUGGCCUUCAGUACGGAGCCUGACGGGCAGCUGGUGUGGGAGCGUCAGUUCUGCACUCCCAUCGCUUCGGCUUGGCUGGUGGGCGGGGGCAAAGUCACGCCGAUCACCUUGUUUGACGACAAUGCCUACAGCAACCAGUCGGAAACCGAUGAAGAGGAUGACGACGACGAAUCCAAGCAGAACAGAGGAGAAGAGGAAUCCAGUGUUUACCUCGGGAUGUUCCAGGGACAGCUCUACCUCCAGUCCUCAGUGAGGAUCAGUGAAAAGUUCCCUUCCAAAGCUAUCGGAUCGGAGAAGGACAUCAUUCCACUGCCAACGGUCAAAUGGAAGCCUCUAGUCCAUUCCCCGUCUCGGACACCAGCCCUGGUCGGCUCCCAUGAAUUUGACAAGUGUCUGAAUAAUGACAAGUUCUCCCAUGACGAGUACAGCAACGGAGCCCUGUCCAUCCUCCAGUAUCCGUAUGACAACGGAUACUACUUCCCCUACAGCAAGCGUUACCGGGAGAAACGUGAAAGUGCCAUAAGCCUGAUAAAAGGAAACGGUGCAGGGGGUGACAGCCGCAGGAGGAAGGACCCCGUGCUGCUGCUGCCAUGGUGGAAGGAGAUCCUCGGCACCAUCGUCUUCUGCAUCGCCGCCACCACCUACAUCGUCCGCAAAUUCUUCCACCCUCCCGCCCCUGUGGCCUAUGUGAGGCAGCGGAAAGAGUCGGAGACACAGUGCCAGACCGACUGCAAGUUUGACCUUGAGGUUGUGGAAUCCAAAGAGCCUGUUGCCAUGGAGACCCGCUCCAGUGAAUAUGUGUCCAGGUACCUGACUGACUUUGAGCCAGUGCAGUGCCUCGGCCGCGGGGGGUUCGGCGUUGUGUUUGAAGCCCGCAACAAAGUGGACGACUGCAACUACGCCAUCAAAAGGAUCCGUCUGCCCAACAGAGAGCUGGCUCGUGAGAAGGUGAUGCGAGAGGUGAAGGCGCUGGCCAAGCUGGAGCAUCCCGGGAUUAUCCGCUACUUCAACGCCUGGCAGGAGAGCCCCCCCGAGGGCUGGCAGGAGGAGAUGGACCAGAGGUGGCUGAAAGACGCCAGUACCACCGACUGGCCAAUGAGCUUCCUCGACCACAUGGAGGCGCUGUCAGUCAAAGUCCCCGUGUCCAGCUCAGUGUCUCCCUCCUCUGGACCUGGAGGAGACGUCCUGGAGGCCUCCGUCGACGCACAGGCUCUGCUCUCCAGCAGCGCCAGCGGUGCUGUGGGUUUCAGCAUUGGUGACGGAGACCUGUCCUUCCACCCGCUGCUGGGCCACGACAGCCUGAUGUCUGAGAGGGACAGCCAGGCCGACCCCGACGCCUCAGACACCCCCCACUCCUUCGAGCUGUGUCCCCCACGUGGCCCCAGCGACUGCACCUCUUCUUCCUUUGACAUCGUGUUCGAGGACUCGGGCUGCGACCGAGACGCCGACGCAGACACAGACUCGGCUUCCGGCGUAGCCAGCCCGAGCACGACGACGGAGAAGAACAGCUCAUCUUCCUCACGCACCAGACGACAGGAAUCUGUCCCGCCCUCCUCUUCCUCUCCCCCUCGGCCAACCUCACUCACACUGGCUCUCCCAACGACUCCUCCGACUCAGAGAGUUCAGCCAUCGCCAAAGGUGUACCUGUACAUCCAGAUGCAGCUCUGUCGGAAGGAGAACCUGAAGGACUGGAUGGCUCAGCGCUGCCUCACGGAGCAGAGGGAGCACAACCAGUGUCUGGAUAUCUUCGUCCAGAUCGCAGAGGCUGUCGACUUCCUGCACAGCAAGGGCCUCAUGCACAGGGACCUCAAGCCCUCCAACAUCUUCUUCACGAUGGACGACGUGGUGAAGGUGGGAGACUUCGGCCUGGUGACGGCCAUGGACCAGGAGGAAGAUGAGGACGAGCCGAGCGCUCUGACGCCCGCCCCGCUCCUGACCCGGCACACGGGCCAGGUGGGCACCAAACUGUACAUGAGCCCCGAGCAGCUCUCUGGAAACUCGUACUCUCACAAAGUGGACAUUUACUCUCUGGGUCUGAUCCUGUUCGAGCUGCUGUAUCCUUUCAGGACGCAGAUGGAGAGAGUGAGGACGCUGACAGAGGUGAGAGCGCUGCGCUUCCCUGAGGUCUUCUCCAAAAACAACGUGCAGGAGCUGAGCAUGGUGCGCAGCAUGCUGUCCUGGAGCCCCGCCGAGCGCCCCGAGGCCGCUGACAUCACAGGGACUCCUCUCUUCCAGGAGCUGGAGCUGCCGUGCCGACUGGCCAUGAGGCAGCGCUCCCGCACCUACAGCGCCUCGUCCAUGGGCCGCCCCUCACGCCAGACAUCAACUACCUGAAAGUCCCGUGACGCAAUAUGUAACCCCGCCCCCUCAAUCCCUGCUGUUUCCCUUUCAACCCCCGCCUGCUGUCGCACACUGCCUCAGACUCUGUACCACAGGAAGUUACCUUGGUGGCUUCAGAGCAGCGAGAUAACGUCCUGUUCCUGUUACUCACACACAUGCCGUUACGUCUCCGCACACCGACAUGCUGCCCUCCUCCCGAUUUUAGUCCCACCUACAGGUGAAAGAAGAUUUUAAAGCAGCAGCUGAUCUGUAACGUUCUGACCCGACUGGACUCAAGUCGACCAACAAAUAAUUCUUAGAGAAGCAGACGGACCGCGUCCAUCAGCUCAGUGUCGACUAACCAUUGAUCAGCUCAUUGAUUCUGAAAUGUUGACGUGAUGAAAUAAUCCUCCUCGCUCUGAGGUCAUUAAUGAACACGCUGAGAAUUAUUAAACGUACGAUCUGACUCCAGUCUGGUCCGAACGCGCUGCUCGCUCCCAACAUUCAGCCAGUGUUGACCCACCCACGCCACACCUCAGGUAUCAAACCAAGAGGACGAUCCAAAGGGGCCUUUGAUCAUCUAUCUACUGGUGACCAGUCUGAUCACUGGUACGAGCACUAAGCGGUGUUCUGACACCUGAUAUGCCUGAUUUGGGAGACCAAAAAAGACCCUCUCUUUUUUCCUACGUGUUUUUUUUUUUUUUUUUUUUUUUUAAGAGAAGGUGAUGUGUGUCGCAGAGAAGAGUUUAUGAAUCAGAUCAGAUAUGAUUUGCCUUUAGAAGGAGGCGUGCAGCGCCUCUGGAUGAAUGAAUGAUGCUGAGCCUCUGUCUUUCUGCAUGUACCUGAUAGGAAGGUGAAGGGGUGAGUGUGAGUCUGUGAUCUUAAAGCCAGUACCUGGAAGCAGUUUUUUUUAGUGUGUAAAUUUCCACGAUGACUCUGAGGUGCUCAAUCAUUUCUCCAACACCUCCUCUUUAAUCUGUGUAAAUACCUGAAGGGAAAAUGUGUUUAUAUCUUUUCUCUUUGUGAAUCAGAAGACGUGUGGGACUGAUGUGUACAUACUGUAAGGCUCCGGUGCUUGUAAAUGGCUUUUCAUAAGGAAACUGUAAGAUAGUGUGAAAUAUACCGUGGGAGAGGAACAAAUAGGUACAGAGGUGUGACACUGACACGCCAGGAAAAUAAAAAACAUGUCAGCAUCAGGUGAUAACGUGAAGAGUUUCCUGAUAAAACAAAAUGGUUGUCACGUUUUUACAACAUGUUUUUUAUGUUUUAAAAAGAAAAGUUUCACAAAAGAUAAAAUAUAUUGUAGUAUAUUGAUAUAACAAGAAGUUUCUUAUUCUACAAGUUUUUGUUACAAUUGAAAAGUUUCUUGUUAUGACAUGAAAAUAUCUUGAUAUAAUUGAAAAUAUCUUGAUAUAAUUGAAAAGUUUCCUGUUAUAACAUGAACAUAUCCUGUAAAAACAUGACAACAUCUCAUUAUAACGAGGAGCUUUUCCUGUUGUUACCUAAUGCUGAUGUUUUUGGUUGUUUUCCUGGCGUGGCGUCGGUACACUUCCUGUAGCGAGGAGACGAUCUCUGCCAUUAACACAUAGCUGAAUGUGACAGUGUGACCUCCAGAGACCGAUGAUGGUGCGUCACCUCUUUGAUUCUCAGUGUUUUGUUUUCACAUGUUCGGGGUACUGAGCGGAGGGAAAGGGUUCACCCUGCGCUGAGCACCAGAGCUGAACCCGCCGGACCAGAGUGCCAUUUGAACGUCAGUUAAGUGUACUUUUCUGUAACUGAUAACUCACCUCACAUUUAUCCGAAAUUGUGCUCCCAUGAUCCUCCGACCCCGCCCAGCUGGCGUUCCCGGUGAAGCACGACACACACUGAGGUCCUCCGGUGAAGAAGAGAAAUAGCAUUUAGCCAGGAGGAUGAUGAUGUUUCAUCCCCUCGACGGCGUCUGCUGGGGACCUGGACCUGAUGUUGGUCAUGUGAUCCACACGAGCAUUGUUUUAUGUAUAUAAGAAGUGCUGGGAGAGUCACAUGACCCGUUUGUAACUUCACACACACACAAACUGCUAAUUGUAACGUGCUUUCAAUGAUUGUACUUUUCUAAGGAUCUUCUCUUUUUUUAUUUUACUAAACGCAGUUUUUGAUUCUUCUUCAGGGUUUUUUGAUCACUGUAAAGUCUCGACUGUGUCUCACACAGGAAGUCAAACUGAUGUUCGUCCGUCCGUCCGUCCGUCCUCUCAGCUCACUGAAGACGAGUCAUUCAUGUUGUAGAAUUAUCUCCUCAGAGUUUAAAUCAGACUGAACUCCACCGUAACAGGUGGAAACAGGAAGUUAAGUUCCAUAAUGGCGUUUAGGGGGAAUGUGAAAACUGGAGCUGCAAAUUCAGACGAAAGUUUGUGAACUACAGUUCGUGGGUUCUGUUACUGACGUGUUGACAACAUUUGUAAAAUCACUGUUUUACAUAAUCACCUGAAUUAUCUGAACAAAUUAUCUGGAACAUUUGCUAAAAGUCCUUUGAGAAUGUUUGUGGAGGAUUUUCAGCAUAAAAGAAGGAAACUUUCACACCCUAAAUCACCUCCAGUAGCUCGUCAGCCUUCUACCUUUAAGUCAGCAUCAUCGACACUUGUGUUUUCUCCUCCAGAUUCUCUUCUUCUCUCUCAAACCAAGAAAAUGUGAUGAUUCUGUAGGUCUUUUGUUGACUUGUAUUCCUCCUCCUCCUGACCACAGUUCAGUUGAAAAUCAGACCCACGUUGUGAACCUCUAACGAUCUGUCUGGAUGUGUAGUCGCCUGUUUUGUGCACACACCCUGUUUUCUGUCCAUGUUCCACUGUAAAUAUGUUUAUUUGCUUUAUUUAUGUUCGAUGCCGUGAUCAAUCCGUUUGGGUUGGUGUUAUUUUGAAUGCGCUUCAUGCGAUGGAGCGCGUUGGAAUACGAUGACUUCUUACAAGUCUAAAUUUAAUAAACUGUUCUAUACCGUUUGUACA
Molecule: messenger RNA, 6484 nt
Organism: Epinephelus lanceolatus (giant grouper)
Lineage: Eukaryota; Metazoa; Chordata; Actinopteri; Perciformes; Serranidae
Gene: eif2ak3
Product: eukaryotic translation initiation factor 2-alpha kinase 3
Biological process (GO): eiF2alpha phosphorylation in response to endoplasmic reticulum stress
Cellular component (GO): nucleus; cytoplasm
Molecular function (GO): ATP binding; eukaryotic translation initiation factor 2alpha kinase activity; protein binding
Source: RefSeq, a predicted model, not a curated record